Molecule: messenger RNA, 1476 nt
Organism: Homarus americanus (American lobster)
Lineage: Eukaryota; Metazoa; Arthropoda; Malacostraca; Decapoda; Nephropidae
Product: betaine--homocysteine S-methyltransferase 1-like
Exons: 8
Coding region: 93-1202 (369 amino acids)
Molecular function (GO): betaine-homocysteine S-methyltransferase activity; zinc ion binding
Source: RefSeq, a predicted model, not a curated record
CAUAAGGCUGUCAACACGACCUUGUGAAUUCAGUAGUGGCCUGUCGACUCUCCCAGCCAGCCAGCCACCUCUAUCUUUCCUCACACCUCAUCAUGUCUACCAAGAAGGGUCUACUGGAGAGGCUACGAGAGGGGCCAGUUAUCGGUGACGGAGGCUACGUCAUUGAGCUGGAAAAGAGAGGCUACGUCACUGCUGGCUUAUGGACUCCUGAGGCUACUGUAGAACACCCUGAGGCAGUUCGUCAACUUCACCGGGAGUUUUUAAGGAGUGGCUCUGAUGUCAUACAGUCUUUCAGCUUCUUCGCUUCUGGUGACAGGAUUAGUGACACGAAGAACAAGUUUACGGGUGAGGCUAUCAAUCAAGCUGCAUGCAACCUAGCAGUGGAGGUAGCGAGAGAGGGGGAUGCCCUGGUGUGUGGUGGUGUGUGUCAGACGCCAGCUUACCGUAAAGGAGCCACUAAGAACGAGACACGAACCCUCUUCAGGAAUCAGAUGCAGGUCCUCGUAGACAACAGGGCUGACUUUCUCCUGUGCGAGUAUUUUCAGUUCGUGGAAGAGAUCGAGUUGGCUAUUGAAGUAGCCAAGACGUUCGGUCUCCCUGUGGCCGCCAGCAUGUGCAUCGGCGAGAAGGGUUCCCAUGACGACGUCAGCCUCGGUCAGUGCGCCGUCAGGAUGGCUCGGGCAGGGGCAGACGUGGUGGGACUCAACUGUCACCACGCCCCCAUGACGGUGGUAGAGAACAUCAAGACGAUGAAGAAGGCGCUGCAGGAGGCGGGUCUGGAGCCCUUCCUCUUAACUCAGCCCUGUGGCUACCACGUAGACGAGGCAGAAAAGAUGGGGUACCUGGAGAUACCGGAGUACCCGCUAGCCAUGGAGCCUCGAACUAUUACACGCUGGGACUGUCACCGCUAUGCCCGCGCUGCCUACGACGCCGGAGUGAGGUACCUGGGUGGGUGUUGUGGUUUCCAGCCCUACCACAUCCGCGCCCUGGCCGAGGAACUGUUACCAGAGCGUGGGGGACGGAGGGCGCCCGCCAUGGACAAACACUACCCCUGGGGCGGUGGCCAAGUCCAUUCUUUCUUUACCAUGAUCCGUCGCAGGUCGACGAGGGACUACUGGGAGAACCUGCAGCCUGCCACAGGAAGGCCCCGAUCAAGUGCUUUCAGCAAGUGUGAUACGGAUUAUACUGUAGUACUGGAUUAAUGCGUUAAGGUUCCUCAAGUGUUCCAUUAGGUGUUCCAUGGAGCAAAAGUGUUUCAUUAGGUGUUCCAUGGAGUAAAAUUGUUCCACAAAGUGUUCCAUGGAGCAAAAGUGUUUCAUAAAGUGUUCCAUGGAGCAAAAUGGUUCCACAUAGUAAAUUUAAACACAAGUCCUUAAAAAAGAGGUAAAAUUGUUCCAUGAUAAAAUUAUUAUUCUUAACCAAAAAAAUUUCACAUUAUUGUAAAACUGACAACAUUUACGAACAUUUUUCUCUGCA